UGCACUUUCGCGCAUAAACAACACAAUACUACCAAAUAACACAACACAAUUUUAAAAUUUACAAACAAGUCCUUCUCACUCCUUAGUUCUUCUUUCACAUACUCUCAUUUUCGAAACUUAGGGUUUUCGGUUCUCACAUUUCUCCCAGUUUAGGGUUUCUCAAUCUCUCUCAAUCCAUCAAUGGCGGCAAUCGUGGCUCCUCAACCCCAAUCUUCGAAGACGGAAUCCUACACUGACAACAAGCGCAAGGAAGAUGUCCGUCAAGCCAACAUCAUCGCCGCACGAUCGGUUGCCAACGCCGUUCGCACCAGUCUCGGCCCUAAAGGUAUGGACAAGAUGAUUUCCAAUUCUUCCAAUGAAGUUAUCAUCACCAACGACGGUGCCACAAUUCUCAACAAGAUGCAGGUUCUUCAACCCGCUGCGAAAAUGCUUGUUGAGCUUUCCAAGUCUCAGGACUCCGCUGCGGGUGACGGAACCACUACCGUCGUUGUCAUCGCCGGUGCUCUUCUCGAAAAAUGUCUCUUCCUUCUUUCCCACGGCAUUCAUCCUACUGUAAUCUCUGAUUCACUUCAUAAAGCCUCUGUUAAAGCCAUUGAUGUUCUUACUGCUAUGGCUGUUCCGGUUGAACUCUCUGAUCGUGAUUCUCUCAUUAAAUCCGCUAGCACUUCGUUGAACAGCAAGGUUGUUAGUCAAUACUCGUCUCUCCUCGCUCCCAUCGCGGUUGAUUCUGUUCUCUCUGUUGUGGAUCCUGCCCACCCGGAAAUGGUUGAUCUUCGGGAUGUUAAGAUUGUUAAGAAGCUUGGUGGGACUGUCGAUGAUACAGAGCGUGUGAAGGGUUUGGUUUUCGAUAAGAAGGUUAGUCAUGCUGCUGGUGGACCGACUCGUAUGGAGAAUGCUAAGAUUGCUGUGAUUCAGUUUCAGAUUUCACCUCCUAAGACUGACAUUGAGCAGAGUAUUGUGGUAAGUGAUUACUCUCAAAUGGAUAGGAUUUUGAAAGAAGAGAGGAGUUAUAUUUUAGGAAUGAUUAAGAAGAUUAAGGCAACUGGUUGUAAUGUGUUGUUGAUUCAGAAGAGUAUUUUGAGAGAUGCUGUUACUGAUUUGUCUUUGCAUUAUCUUGCUAAAGCUAAGAUUUUGGUGAUUAGAGAUGUUGAGAGAGAUGAGAUUGAGUUCAUUACCAAGACUCUUAAUUGUUUGCCAAUUGCUAAUAUUGAGCAUUUUCGUGCUGAGAAGUUGGGUUUUGCUGAUCUUGUGGAGGAGGUUUCGCUUGGGGAUGGGAAGAUUGUGAAGAUUUCUGGUAUUAAGGAUAUGGGAAAGACAACAACUGUGCUUGUUCGGGGUUCAAACUUGCUCGUGCUUGAUGAAGCUGAUAGAAGUCUGCAUGAUGCUUUGUGUGUUGUUAGGUGUUUGGUUGCCAAGAGGUUUUUGAUUGCAGGUGGUGGUGCUCCAGAGAUAGAGCUGUCGAGGCAAUUGGGUGCCUGGGCUAAGGUGUUGCAUGGGAUGGAAGGUUACUGCAUUCGUGCAUUUGCUGAGGCUCUUGAAGUUGUUCCUUAUACUCUUGCUGAGAAUGCAGGUUUGAACCCGAUUGCAAUUGUUACCGAGCUGAGGAAUCGUCAUGCCAAAGGUGAGAUCAAUACUGGAAUCAAUGUCAGGAAAGGUCAAAUUACAAACAUCCUCGAGGAAAAUGUGGUGCAGCCACUGCUAGUAAGCACAAGUGCUAUCACCUUGGCAACUGAGUGUGUGCGGAUGAUUUUGAAGAUUGAUGAUAUUGUAACUGUGAGGUAGAGUUUAUUAGACAGUGACUGAAAAUUAGAGAAAAACUACCGAAUCAUCAUAGUAUGUCCAUUUUAAUUUACUUUUAAGUUCGUAGUUAUGUUCAUUUUCACUGAUUUUGGUUAAGCAAUUUUGACUUUGGCUGCUGUUUUUCUUUACAAAUUUUCGAUGUCCUUGUGGAUUGUGAUGCCUGCUGCAGUCAUUUGAUUUUGAAGCACUUCUUGUUUAUCUUGUAUUUGGGAGUUUUUCUAUAGUUGAUCAUUUUUCUGAGCACCUUA
Lathyrus oleraceus (garden pea) is the source of this 2048-nucleotide messenger RNA. Its product is annotated as T-complex protein 1 subunit delta. The coding region runs from base 181 to 1782 and encodes 533 amino acids. The record is from RefSeq and is a predicted model, not a curated record. Gene Ontology annotation, molecular function: ATP-dependent protein folding chaperone; ATP binding; ATP hydrolysis activity. The transcript has a single exon. Gene Ontology annotation, biological process: protein folding. Lineage: Eukaryota; Viridiplantae; Streptophyta; Magnoliopsida; Fabales; Fabaceae.